AUGGAUCUCCACGAACUCGAUGAAAUACGGUUAGAGACUUAUGAUAAAUCAAAUAUCUACAAGGAGAGAACCAAAGCCUUUCAUGACAAUAAGAUCCAACAAAAGGAUUUAAGAGCUGGAGACAAAGUUCUUCUGUUCAACUCGAAACUUCGGCUGUUCCUCGGGAAGCUCAAGUCAAGAUGGUCAGGACCCUUCGAAAUUAAGGAGAUCAUGCCUUAUGGAGCAGUGACUUUACUCGGGAAAGAUGGGACUGAGUUUACCAUCAACGGGCAAAGAGUGAAGAACUACAUGGCGAAUGAGAGCACAAAGGUGGUGACAUCUUUGUAUCUCACCGAUACCGCAACAGUUUGA
Camelina sativa (false flax) is the source of this 351-nucleotide messenger RNA. RefSeq lists its product as uncharacterized. The record is from RefSeq and is a predicted model, not a curated record. Lineage: Eukaryota; Viridiplantae; Streptophyta; Magnoliopsida; Brassicales; Brassicaceae.